AUGGUCGCGACACGUUCCCAGAACGGCAUAGUCAAGCCGUGCACACCAUACACACCCACAGCCCCAUCCUUCCCACCCAAGGUCCUGAAGAACACGACCAGACCGAAGGCAAAGCCGAAACCGACCAAGCCGAGCAAGAGGGACACGGCGGCGAAGCCAGCAAAGAAAGUGACCUUCGACAAACGCAUCACGAAAGCGAAGAAAGACACGAGCAAGAAGACCAAGAAGGCCGCCACAAGCACGAAGUGGGCCGACGCGGUAACGCAAAAGGAGACUCGCAAGGCGGGAAAGAGGAGAUGA
This is a messenger RNA of Aplosporella prunicola CBS 121167, 300 nucleotides long. RefSeq lists its product as uncharacterized. The transcript has a single exon. NCBI's taxonomy places the organism in Eukaryota, Fungi, Ascomycota, Dothideomycetes, Botryosphaeriales, Aplosporellaceae. Bases 1 to 300 code for a protein of 99 amino acids. The record is from RefSeq and is a predicted model, not a curated record.